GUUGCAGUUAUUCACUUAACGAAAAAGUUUCAGCAACGCGGUAAUAAACAAAAAGGAAAAAUUGUAGUAAAUUUUAUUAAAUCAUAUUCAUUAAGUGUGCGUGAGUUGUAGAAUAUUUGAAAAUAAAAUGCAGUCACACAGCAAAAAGAGGGUUUGCUAUUACUACGACAGUGAUAUCGGGAACUAUUAUUAUGGGCAGGGCCAUCCAAUGAAACCCCAUCGCAUACGCAUGACCCACAAUUUGCUUCUAAACUAUGGCCUCUAUCGUAAAAUGGAAAUUUAUCGACCGCAUAAAGCAACAGCCGAUGAAAUGACGAAAUUUCAUUCAGAUGAAUACGUACGCUUUUUGCGUUCUAUACGCCCCGACAACAUGUCGGAAUAUAACAAACAAAUGCAGCGAUUCAAUGUAGGCGAGGAUUGUCCUGUAUUUGAUGGACUCUAUGAGUUCUGCCAAUUAUCUGCAGGUGGAUCGGUUGCUGCUGCAGUUAAGUUGAAUAAACAAGCGUCAGAGAUUUGUAUUAACUGGGGCGGCGGUCUUCAUCACGCCAAGAAAUCUGAGGCUUCCGGCUUCUGCUAUGUCAAUGAUAUUGUGCUAGGUAUUUUGGAACUUUUAAAAUAUCAUCAACGCGUAUUAUACAUUGAUAUCGAUGUACAUCAUGGCGAUGGUGUUGAGGAGGCCUUUUACACUACCGAUCGCGUGAUGACGGUGAGCUUCCAUAAAUACGGUGAAUAUUUUCCUGGCACUGGUGAUUUGCGAGAUAUAGGUGCAGGUAAAGGCAAGUACUACGCAGUAAAUAUUCCACUGCGUGACGGCAUGGAUGACGAGGCGUACGAGUCGAUAUUUGUACCUAUAAUAUCUAAGGUAAUGGAAACCUUCCAACCGGCAGCUGUUGUACUACAGUGUGGAGCUGAUUCCUUAACAGGUGACCGUCUUGGCUGUUUCAACUUGACUGUUAAGGGUCACGGAAAGUGUGUGGAAUUUGUGAAAAAAUAUAAUUUGCCUUUCCUCAUGGUCGGAGGUGGAGGUUACACCAUUCGUAAUGUGUCAAGAUGUUGGACGUAUGAAACGUCAGUUGCACUCGGUGUUGAAAUAGCUAACGAACUGCCGUACAAUGAUUAUUUUGAAUAUUUCGGACCUGAUUUCAAAUUGCAUAUUAGUCCGAGUAAUAUGACCAAUCAAAAUACAUCAGAGUAUUUAGAAAAAAUCAAAAAUAGGCUAUUUGAAAAUCUGCGUAUGCUGCCGCAUGCUCCUGGGGUACAAAUCCAGAGCAUACCAGAGGAUGCAAUAAAUGAUGAAUCUGAAGAUGAAGACAAAGUGAACAAAGAUGAACGAAUAACUCAGAGCGACAAAGAUAAGCGCAUUGACCCUGACAAUGAGUUCUCAGAUUCAGAAGAUGAAGGAGAGGGAGGUCGUCGUGACAAUCGUUCAUAUAAAGGCCAACGCAAACGGCCACGUCUUGAAAAGGAUGGCAAAACAACAACAGAAAAUUCCGACAAUAAAGAUGAUAAGGAUAAAAUGGACACAAAUGAAGGCGAGGAUGCUCCUAAAGCUGAAGACUCGAAGAAAGAAAACAACAUAUGACGUGGCGGUCGCAAUUGGUUAUAGAAACCAAUACAGCGGUCAACGAAAUUUAAACCCAAGAUCUUCUAACAUCUUUAGCAACUUCUUCCAUUUAUCCUUACAAUAUGUGGCGGUAGUAAUGUGUUCGGUGUGGGAGAAAUUCGUUGCUCAGGGAUAGUGGAAUUGAAAAAGAUACGCUGCCGUCAAAAAUUAAUUUUAGUAACUUCAUACUUCUAGUAAGUUAGUUAAGUUUAUGCACUAUUAAAACAUCUUACAUGCCGAAGUAUUUUUAUAUGAGAUACUUACGCCUGCGUUCAAUGAGGAGAAGAGAUUUUUAUUUAAAUCUUUGUGACUAGAUGACUUAUUUUUGCUAGCUGCUUCAAAGUUGAUAACAGUAAUUUACGCUUUUUCCUAACGUAAAUGUUUGUAUUUAUAUGUCAUUGCUGUGUGUACACGUGGAAUAACACACAUAUACCCGUUCUCCUGUCACAUUAAACUAACAUGAGUGUAAAGUAUAUACUUUUUUGUAUAAAAUAUAAGAAUGCGACGUAAAAAGAAAACAACUAUGUAAGUAAGUCUGCAUGUAACUUGAAUUUUCUCAAGUCUAAAAUCGUCAAAAUAAACUGAGUGUUUUAUAAGUGGAUACAAACUAUA
This is a messenger RNA of Bactrocera tryoni, 2215 nucleotides long. It is a transcript of the gene HDAC1, whose product is annotated as histone deacetylase HDAC1. The transcript is spliced from 5 exons. The record is from RefSeq and is a predicted model, not a curated record. Gene Ontology annotation, molecular function: histone deacetylase activity. The coding region runs from base 128 to 1582 and encodes 484 amino acids. Lineage: Eukaryota; Metazoa; Arthropoda; Insecta; Diptera; Tephritidae.